AUGAAGAACAAAUACGAAGGCUCCACAAAAGUCAAACGUGCUCAACUUCAAGCUUUAAGAAGGGACUUUGAAACUCUACAAAUAAAGGAAGGUGAGUCAGUUACUAGCUAUUGUUCAAGGGUCAUGAGAAUUGCAAACAACAUGCGAGUUCAUGGAGAAAGUAUGGGAUACACCCUUAUCGUUGAAAAAAUUAUACGCUCACUCGCACCAAAACUUGACUAUGUGGUGUGCUCAAUUGAAGAAUCCAGUGACACUGAUGAACUCUCCCUUGAUGAGCAUCAAAGCUCAUUGCUGAGAAAGGGAAAGAGGCUGCCUAACGACAAAGAAAAGGGAGAAAGUUUAAACUUUAUUGAAAAUAAGGAAGCUGUGUUGAUGGCCACUCUAGCGGAAGAAACUGGGUCAGAUAUUUGGUAUUUGGAUACAGGUUGCAGUAACCACAUGAGUGGAAGUAAGUCUUCUUUUUCUUAUUUAAAUGAAGAUUUUCAUUCUACUAUGAGUUUUGGUGACUCCUCUUCUAUAGAAGCAAUGGAAAAAGGUGAUAUCAAGAUAAAAACCAAGAAUGUUUUUGUGGAAACAAUAUCAAAUGUGAUGCAUGCUAUUGCUUUAAAAAGUAAUUUAUUGAGUGCUGGUCCAUUACAAGAGAAGGGUUAUGUUAUCACCAUUCAGAAGGGAGCUUGUGAAAUUUAUGAUCCUAUUAGAGGUGCCAUAGCAAUUGUCCAAAUGAGUUCAAACAAAUUGUUUCCAUUGUAG
Messenger RNA from Lotus japonicus, 750 nucleotides. RefSeq lists its product as uncharacterized. The record is from RefSeq and is a predicted model, not a curated record. The transcript has 3 exons. Bases 1 to 750 code for a protein of 249 amino acids. NCBI's taxonomy places the organism in Eukaryota, Viridiplantae, Streptophyta, Magnoliopsida, Fabales, Fabaceae.